GUAGCAACUCUUACUGCUCAUGCAUUUAGGUGCACUGACACCAGGGAAUGUGGCCUUAGUGGACAUAUAACAAGGAUGAAGUAACUUGGAAUUCACUUUUCCCAAUCAGUACUUCUGACUUUGCUUUUGUAUUUUAGCCUCUGUGCCUGCUUGCUUUCCUUCCACAGGAAGAUCAAGGAGGGAUCAGUGGGCAGCCUUGGAGGGAAUGUGUGGUGAUUUGGGCUAUAGCCAUGUGAAUUCUGUAUGGGGGGAUCUAUUGUAGAGAGAGCUAACAGUACUGCCUCACUACAUUUUUGCCAUGUUUUUCUCUUCUUCUUCCAGAAAGAGUGGGGGGAUGGAUGGAAGCAACCAGUCCAGUGUCACUGAAUUCCUCCUCUUGGGUCUCUCUGAAAGGCCAGAGCAGCAGCCUCUCCUGUUUGGCAUCUUCCUAGGCAUGUACCUGGUCACUGUCAUGGGAAACCUGCUCAUCAUCGUGGCCAUUAACUUUGAUCCCCACCUCCACACUCCCAUGUACUUCUUUCUGGCCAGUCUCUCUUUUGCUGAUGCGUCCUUUUCUUCCACUACACUCCCCAAGAUGCUGGUGAAUAUCCAGGCACAUAGUCAGGCCAUAUCUUAUAGGGGGUGUUUGGCCCAGAUGUACUUUUUCAUGACAUUUGGGGCCCUGGAUGACUUCCUCUUGGGGGUGAUGGCCUAUGACCGCUAUGUGGCUAUCUGCCGGCCUCUGCACUACUCCACACUCAUGAGUCCACUGAUGUGCGUGCUUCUUCUUGCUGCAUGCUGGGUUCUCACCAGCUUUGCUGCCAUCUUACACACUCUGCUCAUGGCUAGGCUUUCUUUCUGUGCAGGCAAUGUCAUCCAUCACUUCUUCUGUGAUGUGGUCCCUCUGCUGCAGCUCUCCUGCUCGGACACCAGCACCAACCAGCUAGCCCUGUUCCUUGUGGGCUCCACAAUACUCACUGGUCCACUGUCACUGGUCAUCUUGUCCUAUGCCCGCAUCCUCUCCACCAUCCUCAAGGUGCCAUCUGCCUCUGGCCGAUGGAAGGCCUUCUCCACCUGUGGGUCCCACCUCACUGUUGUCUUCCUGUUUUAUGGAGCAGCAAUCGGGGUCUACCUGUGCCCUCCUUCAUCAGACUCUGGGGGUAAGGACAGAGUUGCAGCAGUAUUUUAUACAGUGGUGACCCCCAUGCUGAACCCCUUCAUUUAUAGCCUCAGGAACAAUGAUAUGAAGACUGCCCUGAGAAGGGUUUUUGAAAUUCACACAGUGUCUUCUCAGGGACUUUAA
Talpa occidentalis (Iberian mole) is the source of this 1282-nucleotide messenger RNA. RefSeq names its product olfactory receptor 1E5-like. The record is from RefSeq and is a predicted model, not a curated record. Gene Ontology annotation, molecular function: G protein-coupled receptor activity; olfactory receptor activity. Gene Ontology annotation, cellular component: membrane. Bases 299 to 1282 code for a protein of 327 amino acids. The transcript has a single exon. Gene Ontology annotation, biological process: G protein-coupled receptor signaling pathway. NCBI's taxonomy places the organism in Eukaryota, Metazoa, Chordata, Mammalia, Eulipotyphla, Talpidae.